Messenger RNA from Peronospora belbahrii, 912 nucleotides. The record is from the annotation of a GenBank genome assembly. NCBI's taxonomy places the organism in Eukaryota, Oomycota, Peronosporomycetes, Peronosporales, Peronosporaceae.
AUGGAAAACCCACUGACACUUAACAAUAGUAAAAUCCUUCCAGAUGAGCCAACGCAUGGAAUCAAGACAAGUAGAGGCUUUUGCGUUGAUCCUGUAUUGUUUCCAGCACCCAAGUUGUUUUAUAUACUAAAGGCAGUAGCUCCGUCAUCCAUGAGUGCCACGGAUUCGUGUUAUCCUAAUUGUAUGGACAUUGGAGAAGAUAAAUUGCUACAAAUAGAAGAAGAGACCACGAAACAUACGAAUGUCGAUAUGGAACUGAAAAUAAACGAGGUAGAUACGAUACAGACGGUGGACUUGGAGGAAUUGGGACUUGCUACGGCUUUGGUGGUCUCGGAAGAGCAGGAGAAGAGCAUUGUAGUAGACUACGAAGACAGUGACGAAGACCAUCAUGUGGAAUUACGAGAGAAGGAGGUCACGUGUGCUCUUAGCGCAUGUGGAACACUGACAGAUUCAACAGUAGCAGAUACGGACUUAAGCAAUGGACGUCUCGCACGUCGUCGUUCUCGCUGCGGCAGCAUUGAAAGUGUCAGUUUGAGAGGGAAGAGCGUCAUGUUUCAGCAGGAGACUACUACAGAAUCAUCUCUCAGUACGUCCGUCACAGAUGGAAAAGAGAAGAUUCGGUGCUCCAAGGUGCACAAGCUAUGUAUGUGUGAGGUAAAGCAGCACCGUUCACUUGAGUCGUGCUGGCUCGUGUCGAGCGGCCAGGUGUACGAUGCGACGGGACUCGUUACAGCGCAUCCAGGAGGCAUUCGCUCGAUCCUACGCAAAGCUGGCGGUCCAGACUGUGCUCGAGAUAUGCAGUUUCAUACCAAAGCAGCUCGUAAGAUGAUGGAAAAGUGUUUUAUCGGCAAGCUUGCGCAGUGCGGCGACGAUGUGAACUGCACUGGUGACUCCAAUUGCAGCAUAAUGUAG